Molecule: messenger RNA, 1442 nt
Organism: Manis javanica (Malayan pangolin)
Lineage: Eukaryota; Metazoa; Chordata; Mammalia; Pholidota; Manidae
Gene: ITM2B
Product: integral membrane protein 2B
Biological process (GO): negative regulation of amyloid precursor protein biosynthetic process
Cellular component (GO): extracellular exosome; plasma membrane; Golgi apparatus
Molecular function (GO): amyloid-beta binding
Source: RefSeq, a predicted model, not a curated record
AUGGUGAAGGUGACGUUCAACUCGGCUCUGGCCCAGAAGGAGGCCAAGAAGGACGAGCCCAAGAGCGGCGAGGAGGCGCUCAUCAUACCCCCAGACGCGGUCGCGGUGGACUGCAAGGACCCAGAUGAAGUGAUACCAGUUGGCCAAAGAAGAGCCUGGUGUUGGUGCAUGUGCUUUGGAUUAGCAUUCAUGCUUGCAGGUGUCAUUCUAGGAGGAGCAUACCUGUACAAAUAUUUUGCACUUCAACCAGACGACGUGUACUACUGUGGAAUAAAGUACAUCAAAGAUGAUGUCAUCCUAAAUGAGCCUUCUGCAGAUGCCCCAGCUGCUCGCUACCAGACAAUUGAGGAGAAUAUUAAGAUCUUUGAGGAAGAUGAGGUUGAAUUCAUCAGUGUGCCUGUCCCAGAGUUUGGAGAUAGUGAUCCUGCUAACAUUGUUCAUGAUUUUAACAAGAAACUCACAGCCUAUUUAGAUCUUAACCUGGAUAAGUGCUAUGUGAUUCCUCUGAACACUUCCAUUGUUAUGCCACCUAGAAACCUACUGGAGUUACUUAUUAACAUAAAGGCUGGAACCUAUUUGCCUCAGUCAUAUUUGAUUCAUGAACACAUGGUUAUUACCGAUCGCAUUGAAAACAUUGAUAACCUGGGUUUCUUUAUUUAUCGACUGUGUCAUGACAAGGAAACUUACAAAUUGCAACGCAGAGAAACCAUUAAAGGUAUUCAGAAACGUGAAGCCAGCAAUUGUGUUACAAUUCGGCAUUUUGAAAACAAAUUUGCUGUGGAGACUUUAAUUUGUUCUUGAACAAUCAAGAAAAACAUUAUGGAAAAAAAUUUAAUACAGCAUAACCCCCACCCUUUGUAUUUUGUGCAGUGAUUAUUUUUUAAAAUCUUCUUUCAUGUAAGUAGCAAACAGGGCUUCACUACCUUUUCAUCUCAUUAAUUCAAUUAAAACUAUUAUCUUUUAAAAAUCUUUUGUUCUUUCCAAGUGUGGUGUCUUUUAUCUUGAAUUAGUAGUUGUAGGAAGUCAUAGAUAAUAGUACACUUCGCCAUAAAGCUUAGGUGUUACAAAGAAUUUAAAUUUCUUUAAAUCAUUUAUCCAGAUUUUUAUGUUUUAAUUAUGCAUUUCAAAAGGGGGGUUAUCUAAACAAUAAGCAUUUAUACGUAUAUGACUUAUUUGUAGUUGUUAGUUGCCCUGCUGUUUAGUUUGUUAGAGCAUUUGUGCACACAUUUUAAUUUUCCUGUAAUUAAAAUGUGCAUUAUUUUCAGUGUUAUAUUUAACUAUUUAGAGUAUGAUUUUUCACCUCAGUGUUUUAAUUAUCCUAGGCAUCUACUGUAAUAAUACUUUAGAGAAUGUUUGGAAUUUAAGAAAUAACUUGUGUUACUAAUUUGUAUAACCCAUACCUGUACAAUGGAAUAUAAAUAUCACAAAGUUGUUUGACUGAA